This is a messenger RNA of Rattus norvegicus (Norway rat), 8627 nucleotides long. The record is from RefSeq and is a predicted model, not a curated record. NCBI's taxonomy places the organism in Eukaryota, Metazoa, Chordata, Mammalia, Rodentia, Muridae.
AGUUUUGUUGUAGCCUGUUGCCUAGUUACAGCUGGAAUUCUCUACCUUACCUAUCCAUCAGAACCACCUGGGGAGUCCUUUUUAAACUAGAGACUCUGCUUAACCUCCAAGGUGAAGCUGGAAUAACAGCCAUUUCUACUGGCACUCUGAGAGACUGAUUUGAUCUGACUCUAUCAGGAAAGAGAGGAGUUAGGACUAUGGGGCUCUUGCCACUUAUAGACUCGUAUAGACUCCAGAACUCACCCACUGGCUUGAAUACAAACGCUUCUUGGAGAUUUAAAUGUAAGUAAAGCCAAUCUUCAUUUUCUAUAAGAAAGUUGUUCUCUUACCCUUUAUUAAGCAGCAUCAUCUGCAUUUAAAGUAUUUCUUGAAAUGUUAACCAAGAACUCAACAAGUGAACUGAUUACCUUUAUAAACUGGAGCCAGUUAAGUACGGAGAUGAUAAAGACCGUUGCAAAGUUUGCGAAGUCACUUUUAAUAGCACUCAACUGCAAAAUACUAGUCAAUGUCUGUGUUCAUGAGACUGUGUUUGAGUUUGGCAAACCCAGUGGCCACCUACACUUUCUGUCCUUAUUGCAAACUUAAGGGCCAGAAAGAUGGACUCAGCAAGGAAAGGUGCCGGCCAUCAAGUCUAAGGACCCUAGCUUGAUUCCUAGGACUCACACAAUGGAAGGAGAGCUGACACCAAGUUGUCUGCUAACUCCUGCAUCAGUGAGUGUGCUCAGGCAUGAAAACGCACACACAAACAUGCAAAUGUUUUUUUAAAGCCCUUCGCUCCAUUGUUUAUACAGCAUUUCUGCAUGAACAAGUACGUGCUGCUUCCCAGCUCACAGCCACCUGUGGGCUAUGAGUCAUUCCUCCUGCCAAUUCUACACGACGGGUUUGGCCUGGCUCUACCUAAAAGACAAGAGGUAAGCCUCAUGGGCCUCUUGCCGCAUAGGGCUCGCACACACUGGAGGCAUACUGACAACAGUACUAAGAAACAGAUUCUUCACAGAAUCCACGGUUGGCCUCUGCCACCAUGAGGGAAUAUCUGUAAGGGGAAAUGACAAAUCUUUGUCCUAGAGCGGCCUCUCAUAUUCCAGUAUAUACUCGACUAGCUUGGGGAGCAACGCAGUGAACAUCAUCUACAUAGAUGUUUGUCUGCAAGUAGAUGAGCAGCGAGGGCAAAAGUGGACAUCUUUGAGGCAGCACGAGUUUCCAUAAAAUGGGUAAGAGAAACAGAGUGAGGAUCUUGGUCAUGGGCUAAAUCCAUAGAGCUUCAUCUAGUAUAGGUGAAGGUGGUGAGGACCUGGAAAAGCUUCACUUCAGGUGUUGGGUAGGCUAACAAUGUUACCAAGAGGAUAGGGCCAAUUAAUGCUUUAAGGACUAUAUUCCUGGCUGCUGCUUAGAAGAGCACACAUUAAUAGUCUUUAGCGCUUCAAAUUUACUUUUAUUAAACUUUUUGUACAUGUGUGUGUGCCUAAACAUGAGUACAGGUACCCAAGAUGGUCAAAGGCAUCAGAGCUCUUUGGAGCUGGAGUUGUGAGCCGAGAGCUGGGGUCCAAACUCGGGUCCUCUGGAAAAGCAGCAAGCACUGUGAACUACUGAGCCCAGCCAUCUCCCUAGCUCCAGGUGUUUUGUUUGUGGGGCCUUAAGAAGAAUUUUGUUGUUAUCUCAGAAAUUUGGAGCAGCUAUAGUAUUUUUGAUUUGUUUUUUAAGACAGCGUUUCUUUGAGGCCCUGGUUGUCCAGGAUCACAGGAAUCUGCCUGCCUCUGCCUCCCCUGUGCACCACUGCCUGGUGCUUAGUAUUGGGAUAAACAAAACAAAAGAACUGGGAAGCUGGGCAGUGGUGGUGCACUAAUCCCAGCACUCAGGAGGCAGAAACAGGAGGAUCUCUGUGAGUUCAAUGCCAGCCUGGGCUACACAGAGAAACCUUGUCAGGAAAGAAGGAGAGGGGAGAGGGAGGGGGAAGUGGAAGAGGGAAAAGGAAGGAGAGAGGGGGAAGAGGGGGAGGGGGAGGCGGAGGGGGAGAGGGAGAGGGAAAGUAGGUUUUAUCUUAGGGCAUUAAGGAAUUAUCCUGUCUUUGAAAAACACAUUCUCACAGAGCCACACAUUGUGCCUUGGUCAUUUAUUCUUUAAUUUUAAAGUGAUCCUUUUGGGGUGGGGGCAAGCUUCUUAGAACUGAACAGGUUGGGUUUUUUUUUUUUGUUGUUGUUGUUUUGUUUUGUCUUGAGACAGUCUUACUGCGAAGCUCUGGCUGGCUUCAAACUUACUAUCCCCCUGCCUCAUCCUCACAAGUAGUUGGAAUUACAGAUGUGGGCCACAUGGAAGAGGUGUUUCUGCGUCAUCACUAAUCCAUAUACUCCUCACCAUACACUGCAGGUUUGUUAAGUAACAACGUCUCAAAACUGGGAGCAUUUUUUUUUUCAGAUGAAGAAAACCAAAUUUAGUUACAGUAAAGUAACUUGCUUUAAGUUACUGGGUAAAGAGUCAGGAUUAGCAGAGUACCCAGGCAAUCUGUAUCCUGACAUGGCUUAAAACUAUUAUGUUCUACUUACUCUCCUAUGUACGGAGGUAAACAUUUAACAUUUAAUAACUCCUCCUUUUCUUUCUUCUUUGCAGAGCCUAACUGUAUGUAUGUGUAUGUAGACAGACAGACAUGUACACCAAGCUAGUCUCGAAUUCACAGAGAUGCCUCUGCCUCCUGAGCACUGGUAGGCAUGCACUACCACACCCAGCUUUUGUUUUUAAAAACAAACAAAAAACAACAAACCCCACAUAUAUCCUAAUAUUUUUCUCUAACACAAGUUUCUUCUCCCUUUUCAAGAAAACAAACUGCCGUCUUAUUUUGGAGAGUCACUCUGGAUUCACGCUGGAAACAUGUAGACUUUUUAAGAGGCAAUACCUUGUGUCCGACUGGACCCCACAGUUCCUUAUUAAGUAUUACAAAGUAUCACCUAAGCCAAGGAAAACAAGUGAAUGCAUGGAGCUAUGAAACCUUUGCGAACACGACAUACACACGCUGGAAACCACGCAGAAAGCCAUGUUUUUAAAAGGCAAAUGGCACCUUUUAGAUACUCGUUACUGGACCGGAAAGAUGACAUCUAUCAUCAAGUUAACUACCCUCUCUGGGGUCCAAGAGGAGUCUGCUCUUUGCUAUCUUCUCCAGGUUGAUGAGUUUAGAUUUUUGUUGGACUGUGGCUGGGAUGAACACUUCUCUGUGGACAUUAUUGAUUCCCUGAGGAAGCAUGUUCACCAGAUCGAUGCAGUGCUCCUGUCUCACCCCGACCCACUCCACCUCGGUGCCCUCCCGUUCGCUGUGGGGAAGCUGGGUCUGAACUGUGCCAUCUAUGCAACAAUUCCUGUUUAUAAAAUGGGCCAGAUGUUCAUGUACGAUCUUUAUCAGUCUCGACACAAUACAGAAGAUUUUACCCUCUUUACAUUGGACGAUGUGGAUGCAGCCUUUGAUAAAAUACAGCAGCUAAAAUUCUCUCAGAUCGUGAACCUGAAAGGCAAAGGACACGGUUUGUCGAUCACACCCCUGCCAGCUGGUCAUAUGAUAGGAGGAACAAUAUGGAAAAUAGUCAAAGACGGAGAAGAAGAGAUUGUUUAUGCCGUGGACUUCAACCACAAGAGGGAGAUUCACCUAAAUGGAUGUUCCCUGGAAAUGCUAAGCAGACCCUCUCUGCUUAUCACAGAUUCAUUUAAUGCUACUUAUGUGCAGCCUAGAAGGAAACAGAGAGACGAGCAGCUCCUGACAAACGUCCUGGAAACUCUUCGGGGCGAUGGGAAUGUGCUCAUAGCCGUGGACACAGCAGGCAGAGUUCUGGAGCUUGCUCAACUUCUUGAUCAGAUUUGGAGAACUAAAGACGCGGGGUUGGGCGUUUAUUCGCUGGCUCUCCUGAACAACGUCAGUUACAACGUGGUGGAGUUCUCUAAGUCACAGGUAGAAUGGAUGAGUGAUAAAUUGAUGAGAUGUUUUGAAGACAAGAGAAAUAACCCAUUUCAGUUUCGCCAUCUCUCUCUGUGCCACGGUCUUUCUGACUUGGCUCGGGUUCCAAGCCCCAAAGUUGUACUUGCCAGUCAGCCUGACCUGGAGUGUGGAUUCUCAAGGGACCUCUUUAUUCAGUGGUGUCAGGACCCUAAAAACUCAAUCAUCCUAACUUACAGGACAACUCCGGGAACCUUAGCACGUUUCUUAAUUGAUAAUCCUUCUGAGAAAGUUACAGAAAUAGAGCUGAGGAAACGCGUGAAGCUUGAAGGGAAAGAACUUGAGGAAUAUGUGGAAAAAGAGAAACUAAAGAAAGAAGCUGCUAAGAAACUGGAGCAGUCGAAAGAGGCAGACAUCGACUCCAGUGACGAGAGUGACGUGGAGGAAGACGUCGACCAGCCAACAGCUCACAAAACGAAGCACGACCUGAUGAUGAAGGGGGAAGGCAGCCGAAAAGGGAGCUUCUUCAAACAGGCCAAAAAGUCCUACCCCAUGUUUCCUGCCCCAGAAGAAAGGAUUAAAUGGGACGAGUAUGGAGAGAUCAUCAAACCAGAAGAUUUCUUAGUGCCAGAACUUCAGGCUACUGAAGAAGAGAAAAGCAAAUUAGAAUCCGGCUUGACAAAUGGAGAGGAACCCAUGGAUCAGGACCUGUCUGAUGUUCCCACCAAGUGUGUUUCUGCAACAGAGUCUAUUGAGAUAAAAGCCAGAGUUACUUACAUAGACUACGAAGGACGCUCCGAUGGAGACUCCAUUAAAAAGAUCAUCAAUCAGAUGAAACCACGGCAGCUGAUCAUUGUCCACGGCCCACCAGAGGCCAGUCAGGAUCUGGCUGAGUGCUGCCGCGCAUUUGGUGGGAAAGAUAUCAAAGUGUACAUGCCAAAGCUGCACGAGACAGUCGAUGCCACCAGCGAGACACAUAUCUACCAGGUAAGAUUAAAGGACUCACUUGUCAGCUCGCUUCAGUUCUGUAAAGCGAAAGAUGCUGAGUUAGCAUGGAUAGACGGCGUCUUAGACAUGAGAGUCUCCAAAGUGGACACGGGAGUUAUUUUAGAAGAAGGAGAACUCAAGGAUGAUGGAGAAGACUCUGAAAUGCAAGUGGAUGCUCCUUCAGAUUCCAGUGUCAUAGCCCAGCAGAAGGCCAUGAAAAGUCUGUUUGGAGAUGAUGAGAAAGAGCUGGGUGAGGAGAGUGAGGUCAUCCCCACACUGGAGCCUUUGCCACCUCAUGAGGUUCCCGGACACCAGUCAGUUUUUAUGAAUGAACCGAGACUGUCUGACUUCAAGCAAGUUCUUUUGCGGGAAGGGAUUCAAGCGGAAUUUGUAGGGGGCGUACUUGUCUGCAACAAUCAAGUAGCAGUCCGCAGAACAGAAACUGGACGCAUCGGGCUAGAAGGCUGCCUUUGUCAAGACUUUUAUAGGAUACGAGACCUUUUAUAUGAACAGUAUGCCAUUGUGUAAAGGACGUCAUGUCAAGAUGUGUCUGCUUGACCUUUCUCAGGAAGAAAGGAUUCUCAUCUGAGGCUAAACUUUUGCUGUCUUGUUUUGUAACAUACAAAAAGAAUGUGCCAGAAAACGUGAGCAUGUGUUAGAUUUUGAAAAAUAUGAAUCAAGGGCCUGGGGUGUAGCUCAGUGGUAGAGCUCUUGUCUAGCAUGUGCAAGGCCCUAGGUUUGAUUCUCUGUACUGAAUAAAGAAAGAAAGAAAAUGUAAAUAGAACCCAUUUUGUAAAUGCUCUUGCCUAGCUCUGAAUGCUAGAGGCCCAAGGAAGAGACAGGCCCAGGGCUGGAGGGGAUUGGUUUCCUCUGCAGAUCCUUGUUCCAAGGGCUCAUUACUUGAAGAAGAAGAAAAAGGAGAAACAGACAGACAAACAAAAGGAACAGUGCAACUUAGCAAACCAGUUCAUGGCCUUACAGAAACUGGUGUGCAUGCAUUUGUUCAAGCAGUUUUUUGUGUUUUCUGGAAUGAGAAGGGAGAAAUUGUAUAGAGAGAAUAUGCUAUGAAAGAUAACAGAAGCUUUGUGAAACAUUUUUAUUGAGAAUGGGUGUGGCGGUGCUGCUCCUCUUGACCUCUGAUAUGCAACCGCUCCACACGGAGCCCCCGCCCUCUACUUUCAGUGCGGUGUGAGGCAGUACACAGCUAGUUUAGAAACAAAUUUUUAUUUCUCCCAUUCCUUGUUUAUUAAGAUUUUGUUGUUAUUCCAUUUGAAUUUAUGACCUCAUCAUUUGAAUAAAUGUUAUCUAAAAGAAAGCCUCUAAGCUGAGUGUGGUACGUGCACUUCUAAUCCCGGAACUCAGGAGGCUGGCAUAGGAGGAUUGGAAAUUAGAGGCCAGCCUGAGCCGCAUGGUGCGAGCCUGUCUCAGCCAGCAAAAGGAAAGCCUGGUGUGUUACCAGUUCUGCAUAUAUUUCAUUUAGACUCAUCUUAACUAUUGGUCCAGUAACUGUAUUUGAAACCAUCCAAUGCUCUGUUGUUUUUUGUUUUGUUUUUUUUUUUUAAAAAGCAAAUGUGGAGCCUCACAUUUUUAUAAGGUAACAGUGUGAUUUAAUUAAAGGGUGUAAAUGUUUUCCUUUCCCAGCGUGUUUUCUAAGUUUAUGUAAACAGCGGUUGGAUUUUAUGCUUGUUACUACAAAAACAGUACUGAACCCGGGUAACUGCCACUCUUGAUACAGCACAAACUCUGUUCGAGAGUAAAAACUGAAAAUAUGUAAUUCUGUUGACUUGAGCUGUGAACCAUGUUGUCCUAUUGUAUCUUGUUGGUUUAAUUUUUUAGAAGGUAGCUUAAGCAAGGCUGUCCUUGAUGCCUUCUUAAGCAUGGAAGCCCCUUUCUCUGCACUUAGCAUCCGGAGAAGCCUCACUCUUGCUUAACUUUGGAACUGUAUAUUUCAGCCCAGUGAUCCGCUAUCGGUCUAGAAUUAGUCUUUUAUGCGGUUUCAUGAGCUGAGAGAACCUUCAGCUGUGGAUUGCAGCACUGAAGCAAAGUUUGUAGCCUUUGGAUCCUGAAAACCAGAUGUACAAAAUAGCAUUGCAGAGAUGAGUGUAAAAGAACGUAUUUUCCUUUUAGCAGUCAUGAACCAUUCCACUUGCUCCUCUUGCUAUAUAGAGGAAGCCUAGAAUUCAAUUUCUAUUCCAGGGGAAGAAACCCUGCAGUUACAUGCUAUAAAGCUCUGGAUAUACCUAUUAUGUGGUAAUACCUAUAUCUAAAAUUAUUUCUUGCCUAACCUUCCUGCCGACCUACGAGCAGGAAUUAGAUGUUAAAGUACCCCUUGAAGAAUGGCUGUCAUACAGCAAUGCCACCGGAGAGCAGCACUGCUGCCUGUGUCUAGAUGACAUCAUCCUAAACCCCCUGAAAGGGAGGCCUUCAUUAUUGCCCCAGCUACUUGAGAAAAACAUGACUUUCAAAGACAACAGUGGGAUAAGUCACGAGAGCAGAGAGGGUCUCAGAUGCAAGAAUAAAAAAAAACCACACAGCAUGUGAGACAUGAGCUGAUAUCUGCAGAUAGUUUUCUUAAAAAGAAAUUGUAUCUGGUCGCAGUGACACAUAACCUGGAAUUUCACCUACUUCAUUCAAACUUGGCUUAAGGCCAGUCUGGACCACAUACGACCCUGCCCAAAAGAGGGAGAAAGGCGUUGGGGCUAUAGCUCAGUGGAAGAGUCCUUCCUACUGGCACGUGUGAGGCCCUGGAUUUGACCCAGGUCUGGAGGCCGAGGGCCUGCUUUUACUGAACUUGUUGCAGUGUGGUUAUACUUGUCAGGCGUCUUUGCACUUAUUUCUAUAUUUUUGUGACUCAGUAGGUGACCUGAGACAAUAGAGAAGAAAUUAGUUUGUUCACCUUUUUUGUGUGUCUGUGUGCAGUUUACAUACCAUAAAAUAUUUACUCUUUUUAAAUAUGCAAGUCACUGGUUUUGGUCAAAUCUACAACCAUUUCUAUGUAAUUCCAAUUUGUUUUUUCUCAUUCCUAAAAGAAACCCAGUAACUGUUUGUACCCCCAUUUUCUCUUCUCUCUAGUUAAUCGUCAGUCUUUCUGUCUCUCCUGGACAUUUCAUAAAGAAUCAUGUAACACGUGGCCUUGUGUGUCCUCUUUCAUUUCAAUGAACGGUUGUUUUCAGGAUUCGUUAAUGUAGUAAUGUGUUAGCAUAAUUUUUGUCUGCUUUGGGAUGUGGUCUUGCCUUGUAUAGCUCAAGCUGGUUCAGACUCAUAAUCCUCCUGCCUCCGGUGUGCUGGGAUCAUGGCUGUACACUUCAGUGUCCAUUUUAUAGUCCUUUGACACUCCUUUGGAUGUCACGACUGUUCUUCAGCCAAUGUACAUUGAGUGGUUCCCAGUGGUCUUGGCUGCUAUAAAGAAUGUUGCUUUGAACAUUCUCGUACAAGACUUUUUUAAAAAGAAAAAGAAUAAAUAAACAUUUGUGUAUUUUCUUGUGUGUAUGCUCAAGAACAGGAUUGUUGGUCCAUGUGGUAACUUCGCUUAACCACCUAAGGAAUUGUGUAUUGUGAAGCAGCUACACUGUUUCCGUGUUCCGACCAGCAUAUGUGUAAGGAUUCCAUUUGUUGCUGCACGGGUUGUUGAUUCUGUCUUCUGUUCUCACCACACUCAGCCAAUGAGGAGGCACUGCCUGGAGGCUCUGACUACAUUUCCCUAAUAAAUAAAAGAUGCUGAGCAUAA